AUGAAGGCGGUUGAAUGUAAUGACCUCGAAAGCCUUGUGAGGCUCAACUCGAUUCUCAUUUUCAAUAUUGACUGCUGGGGCGCAAGCUACCUUCGCGACAUCCUUUCUCACGGGCCUUCGCACAUCACCACGAAGCAAGGCAACAAAAUCCUUCCAACUGAAUUAUGGUUAGAGAUCCUAAAUCUGGCAGAGAUUCGUAUCAACAAGGACACCUACAAGCUAGUCUAUGGUAUCGAAAUAACUGAGGAGUCUCCCAACGGUAGCGCGAUCGAGCCUACUUUGAUCUGCAACGUUCUUGAAGAGUGGAAGGAAUGUGGAGAGCUCGAGAGUGGUGAUCACGUUGAGGUUUAUGAAAAAUGCCUCAAGGAUCCUUCGUACGAGACCGACCCUGAAAAGGAUAGAGUGGAAGAAGAUAUCGAACCCUUUUUCAGAAUCACCAAGACUGCUGUGGAAAAUGCAUACUGGAUCCCAGUUUCUCAUCUGCGCUUCCAAGGAGAUUUCCUCUUUCACAACAUCAAGGUCCCGAAUAUAAUUGCGCGACUCGAGAAUGGAGUCUGCAAUUUGUGUAUGAACAGCCGGUCCCUGGACAUAUAUAUGUAUGAUGCACGAGAAAAUGCCAGCUUUUUCUGUGGGCAAGUACUAUCGCAUGGAAAUUGCGGCCAUGACGCUAUCUGCCCAUUGUGCUUGGGAGAAGAAUAUGCGUACGAGUAUCUUCAUAUCAUGUACGGGAAAUGCGAGGAUCGGUAUAGCGAUGAAGAGGAGGAGGAGGAGGAGGAGGACACCGAGGAAGAGAAGAUGGCAAAGGAGAGGUUCAGAAAGCGGUUACAAAAGCGAUACCAGGAGUUAGGAUACGGAUGUUGGGGAUGUUAA
This is a messenger RNA of Fusarium musae, 870 nucleotides long. RefSeq lists its product as uncharacterized. NCBI's taxonomy places the organism in Eukaryota, Fungi, Ascomycota, Sordariomycetes, Hypocreales, Nectriaceae. The transcript has a single exon. Bases 1 to 870 code for a protein of 289 amino acids. The record is from RefSeq and is a predicted model, not a curated record.